GACGUGGAACACAGUGGGUGAGAGGUUCGUGAGGAGCAGCAGGAGGAGUUAGAUUCACUGCAGUCUUGGCUCCUGAACUUUUGUGAGGCUCCCGGCCACUUGGCCAGGAAUGAGCCAGGCGCUGCGAUGGCCAUGGACCUGAGCAGUGGGAGCGGCAACUACAAUCACCAGCUAAGCAACGAGGAACAGAUCUGGCUACUCAAUGCUGUGAAAAACCAAAAAAUCACCGUAGAGCGAGCCUGGGAGAUUGCACAAACCAUGAAGCAACCAGCUCAGGACACAACAAAACAGGAGCAACUGCCUGAAUACGAUACACAAUACAACUUUUGUAUCUACAAAUACAACCGAUACAGGUGGCAGAAAAGAGUACUGCAGAUCGAUUUUACGUCAAGGAUCUUGUGUAAUAUUGCACAAGGUAUCAUUAAAAAACAGUUCUCGUUCAAAAACAUCAAAUCGUGUGAGCACAUUGACGGGCAGAAGAUCAGCAUUUCCUUUUUAGGACAUCAUGACUACGAGGUUGAAGCUACCUCCGCUGAAGACAGAGUGAAGAUUGUACAACUCGUGAACCAAAUCAUUCAAAGCAACAUAUACGAGAUCCACAAGACAAGCAAGAGCGGCGGUGAUGGUCUCAGAAAACAGCCAGGCGUCAUAAAAGAAGGGCAGCUGGAAUUACAAAAAGGAGGGCUGGCUUCAAUGAAGUGGAGGAGAUACUGCGUGCGAUUGACUCUGGCAGAGCUGUGCUUUCAGCGCCUCAACCCUAGUGAAGCGAGUGAGCUUUUGGGCUUAGCUCCAAAUGUGAUUCAUCUGUCAGAUGGUUACGCAAGUGUGCAUAAGGAGAUGAGAACUGAUUCCUUCACUGUGAUCACAAAGAAAAACUGCUACUUAUUCAAAAUACCAGAAGCUGAGCAUUUCAAAGUUAUGGAUGAUUUAAGGAAGUGCCGUGAUGAAUGGAUUGAUGCUAUUGACAAGUGCUGCCUGCACUGGAAGCGUAUAUCUCAGUCCCAGCUGUUUGCCGACAAUAACCUGUACGAAGCUAUUGAAAAUUUGGCCCUCGAGAUGGAGUCCACUGGUGAAAGUGCGUUGAAAGAACCUGGCUCCUCUCGAGAACUGAGCAUGGAGAAGGAUGAGACAAAGGUAGAGGAAAAGGCUGAAAAUUUCCGUGAAGAGAUAAAGAAGGCGGUGAAAGAGAAGAAAGGAAGUGAAUCUCUCGCUCCAGUUAAGGAAAGAACACCACGCUCACCUUUUACACCAAGCGUGCUUCCCAUUAUAGCUCGGUACCUACCACCUCCACCACCACCUAUUCCCUUACCACCUCCCUUCCCGUGUAAAGGGUCUGAAACUUCAGUGAAGACUAAAGUAUUGCACUGGGAGGUGGUCGCUCCAGAAAAGAUUCCGAAAUCUAUUUGGGGACAUAGCAAUUCAACGAAGGUGCAAUUGAACAGUGUAAGACUGCUUGAUCAGUUCGCUAUUCAAGAUACCAUAGCACUUAAAAUCAUAGUCAAUGAUUUUUCUCCCCAUCAGCAGAUCCUUCUGAACCAGAAAGUUGCCCACAAUUUCAACAUUUUUCUUAAAAGUUUCCCGGUCAAAGCAACCGAAUUGAAUGGAAAACUCUUGAUAUUACAGGAAGAAAAUGGUGGAUUAACAGACGAGCAUAUUACGUCAUUGAGCAGAUAUGUUCCCACACCAGAUGAUGUAGAAAAGUACAAAUCUUACUCUGGCCGUCAUAGUGACCUGCAUAUUGUGGACCAAUAUAUGAUGACGAUGUGCCAUAUAACCUACCUAAGGCAGAGACUGGAUUUGAUAGUUACCGUACGAGAGCUUCCUGUUAGUAUGCGCAAUCUUCAGCCGCUGUUAAAUCACAAGAUAAAAGCCUGCUCUCAGCUGUUGGAGAGCAGAAUGUUUGUGUCUGUGCUCGGCCACCUGCUCGCUAUCGGUAACUUUUUGAACGAGAAUGCCAGGAAGGAGAAGAUAAAAGGAUUUCGACUUUCAUCCCUGACCAAACUGGUAGAGAUCCGAGGGAAGGACCGAACAUUCACUGUACUCCAUGCCCUCAUCGAACAGAUUAUGCUGCAGGAACCGGCCUUGACAACCUUUACGCAGGAGUUGACUGAAUUUGAAGCUGUGCCAGGCGCUUCAAUUAAAGGUCUCAUUGCUGAAGUGGAUGUUCUGAAGAACCAGUUGGAGAAAAUUAAUCAAUACAAAAAAAUAUUUAAAUCGAAGAACAAAGUGAACGCAGAUAGAGAAUUCUACAAGGAACUGAAGAGUCUAAUCCAGAAGUAUGAAGCUGAGCUCAUUCAGCUGUCCAAACAAUGUGAUGAAAUGAAGAAGCUCUACAGUGAUGUCUUGGUGAAGUUUGGAGAACCACAGAAUCAGGACUCGCAGGAAAUGUUUGGAUGGAUCUCCUCCUUUGUCAAUGACUUCAGCAAAGCCUGUGCAGAUAAAAAAGCACUGCAGACUGGAAACAGAUGAGAAGUAACACUGCACAUUAUGUUAGAUAAAUCUUUCCUCUAUCUGUGUUUUCCCUGCAAUAUCUUUUUGUCCUCCAGUAAAAGAUCAGUUCAGCUCUGUGAGCCUCUCUCUAUAAUAUCAAGCCCUAUGUACAUAAGAAUUUGCUCAGCGAAAGAAGACCAAGGACCAUCCAGUUCGCCUUCCACCGUCCUGACAGUUGCAUGCACAUCAUGUCCCAAACUAUGUACUGUAUCCUGAGAUAUUAUUUCCUAAGGUUAUGUCCCAGAACAUUGUUCGUUGUUCUUCACUGAGCCCUUUCUGAUAUGUCAAUGUUCUAUUGCAGAUAGGGCACCCAAAUGUUGCAGGUAAAAGGGGUCUUUCACUUAACUCGAGUUAUCGUCCUCUUUAUUAAAGGCUCCUGCUCUGAACCCAAGCCAUCAUUCUUCACCUCGGAAACAACUGUGACAUAAAGAUAAGAAUGGCUGUUACAUUAGUACGGAACAAUUACCAUUUGAAGUUUGAAAGUCCCUUGAUAUUGAAACUAGGGAUUAACUUAUGCUGAUCGCUACAAGUAGUGAAUUUUUUAAUAUAUGCCCUUAUGAUGGUAAAUCCUAUUAAAGGCUGCUAUUUUUAGCAAUCAGUGUAAAAUAUUCCCCACUCAGUACAGAAGCUUUAAAUUAGUUGGGGCCUGGCGGCUAUCAUUCCUUAUUGCUGUGAUACACUAGGUAUAAAGAGAAGGGGUUUCCCUGCAAAAAUAAUAUCAAUAGAACCCUUGUAAAUAUUUGAAAAUUUCAUUUUUUAAAAUCCUUAUUCCUUCAUUUUUUUUAUUGUUAGCACUGAUUCUCAAGAUCACAAGGUACAUGAUAAGGCGCUAUAUCAAAUGCAAGGAUAAUUAUAAU
Messenger RNA from Callorhinchus milii (elephant shark), 3347 nucleotides. RefSeq names its product formin-H. Bases 127 to 2469 code for a protein of 780 amino acids. NCBI's taxonomy places the organism in Eukaryota, Metazoa, Chordata, Chondrichthyes, Chimaeriformes, Callorhinchidae. The record is from RefSeq and is a predicted model, not a curated record. The transcript is spliced from 17 exons.